UUGGUCGCGUCUAGCCAUCAUGGCGGCGCCCCUGUAACCCGGUACCACCGUGAAAGGGACGGUGGCGGCGCGGGCCCGCGGGGUCAGGAGUCACCAUGCUACGGGCUGCAUGGCGGGCGCUGAGUUCGGUUCGCGCGCAGGCAGUGGCGCAGGUCCCAAUCUCAGCGCUGCGGGGCGGAGGAAGCGCGGGGCCGCCCUCAGCGCGCUGCGGCCUGUGGCCAACGUGUCUCCUACAUGCUGCGCGUGCACACACCAUUCAGAAACCAGUCCAGCCCAGCAAAGACAAUGAACCGCCCAGUUCCACACUCAUCAAAGAAUACAAGAACAUCAUCCCUGGCAUGGAGAAGGUUGAUGAUGUUGUAAAAAGAAUCUUGUCAUUGGAAAUGGCCAACCAGAAAGAAAAGCUAAAAAUCAAGCAAGAAUUGCUGAUGAACAAGAUUGCAGAAAACCCUGAGGACACCAGAUCCCUGGAGGCACGAAUUGUUGCCUUGACGGUCAAGAUCCAAAAUUAUGAAGAACACAUGCAGAAUCACCGAAAGGACAAAGCACACAAACGCUAUCUGCAGAUGAGCAUUGACCAGAGGAAUAAGAUGCUCAAAAACCUCCGCCAGACAAACUAUGAUGUCUUUGAGAAGACGUGCAGAGAGCUGGGGAUUGAAUACACCAUUCCUCCUCUGCAUUGCCAUAGGGUCCAUCGCCGCUUCCUGGCCAAGAAGGCUCUGUGCAUUCAGGUUUUCCAGACAGUGCAAAAGCUGAAGAAGCAAAGAAGGGCCUUAAAAGCUGCAGCAGCCACCGCCCAAGAACAAAACAACCAGGGGAGACCAGAGAACCCUUCCGAAGCUCUACCAGAGGGGUCCAAAGAAAGCCAAUAAAGUCUCUUUUGUCUUGAAGAAUAA
This is a messenger RNA of Nannospalax galili (Upper Galilee mountains blind mole rat), 896 nucleotides long. RefSeq names its product mitochondrial ribosomal protein S15 (gene Mrps15). The transcript is spliced from 8 exons. Lineage: Eukaryota; Metazoa; Chordata; Mammalia; Rodentia; Spalacidae. Bases 96 to 872 code for a protein of 258 amino acids. Gene Ontology annotation, molecular function: structural constituent of ribosome. Gene Ontology annotation, cellular component: ribosome. The record is from RefSeq and is a predicted model, not a curated record. Gene Ontology annotation, biological process: translation.